AAUGGAGAAGAUGGAAAGAAGGUGACAAGGGGAAGAAGGAAAACCUGCGAUAUGAAUAGUUAGGGUUGGGUUGGGUGGUGGCAAUAGCAAAUAGCAAAUAGCAAUGGGUAGCUCAGAAGAGAGGGUUCUUCUGGAGGAGCAAUUGGAGCUUCAAUUGCAGGAGCAAAGGGAUUCCCUCUCUGCAAUCGAUGAAGCUCUUCUCUCUGAUCCUACCAACUCCGAGCUCGUUGCGGUUCAUGAAGAGCUUGUUCAGGCAAUUAAAGAUGCAGAGGAAGGGCUUCUUCAUCUAAAACGUGCAAGAUUAUUACAGGAAGUAGAUUCUGUGCUGCAUAACACUAAUAUGUUUACUGAAGAAGAGAAAGUGGAGCCCCUUGAUCCCACAGAUGUAGAACCAGAGCCCCUGGAGGAAAAAAGCUAUUCUAUUGGAUCUAAAUGUAGAUUCCGUCACAAAGAUGGGCGUUGGUACAAUGGUCAAGUGGUGCAAUUGGAUAAUUCAGUAGCAAAGAUUUCGUUCCUUACUCCUACAUCUGAGAAUAUGCUGAUGUGCAAGUUCUUUUUACAACAUCGAUGUCGAUUUGGUGCUAACUGUCGCCAAUCGCAUGGAGUUGAUGUUCAACUGUCCUCCCUCAAGAGAUAUGUCCCAACAAUCUGGAAGCCAUCCCUUGUGGGAUCAAGUAUAUGGGCACUCUCAGAUGCAAAAACAGGCAUUUGGAGAGAAGCUGAGCUUGAGCUCUGGGAUGAAAAAGCUGGAGUUGGACAAGUUGUUUUCAGAGACAGUGGAAGUUCUAUGAAGCUUUGUGCAGAAGAAAUAGUAUUAUCUGAGUAUGCAGAAGUAAGCGACUUAGAGAGUGAUUCCAGCUUAGAACAAUCCGAGUCCAGUGACUACGAUGAAGAGGAAUCACAAGGUUUAGGAUUUCUAGAGAGUACCAACUUACAGAAAGGUAUUCAAACCGACACUGCUUUGUUUGCUAAGUGGGAGAACCACACUAGAGGCAUAGCUUCCAAAAUGAUGGCUAAUAUGGGUUUCCGAGAAGGAAUGGGUUUAGGUGUAACUGGUCAGGGAAUGCUUGAUCCGAUACCUGUGAAGGUUCUGCCACCAAAGCAAUCCUUAGAUCAUGCACUUGAUUCUCGUAAAGGGGAAGAGAAUAAUGAGAAGCAAGGUAAGAAACGGAGCCGAGGUGGUAAGAGAAAACGUGAAAAGAAAUUCGCAGAAGCGAAUCGCACAGCGAAAGAGGAAGAAGAAUCAGCACCAGAUGUCUUCACACUAAUAAACAAUCAACUGGCAAUGCAUGGUGAAGCUUCCAAUGGUGGAUCAAUGAAGAAGCAGCAAAGUAAAGAUUCAGGGGAAGUUAAAAAGGUGGAUAGGAAGGUGUUGGUUGCUUAUGAGGAUGAGGUGAAGGGUUUGAAGAUGAGGGUUGCAAAGCUUGAACAAAUGGUGAAUGCUAACAAAAAGGAGAAGGCUGUUUAUGAGGCUGCUAUGAGAAAAUUAGUUGAAACCCGCAAGGCUUUGGCAGAGGCUGAAUCAGUUCAUGCCUCAGCCUCAAAUACAGUUGUUGGCAAAGAAAAAGAGAAGAGAUGGCUUAAGUUUUAGUAAGGACUUAGGACUCGGUUCUGUCUGUAGUAGCAUAAUAUAAUGCCUUCAAUUUAUUGUAAUGCUGAUACUUUAAAAGAAGAAAAAAAGGAAAGGAAAUUUACUGGGUUUAACUCAGCUAAGAUAUUAGGAGAUUGCACUGUAGUAUGUAGCCUUCUACAUGUUAUAUUCUAUCAUGUUUGCUUUUUUA
Molecule: messenger RNA, 1781 nt
Organism: Lotus japonicus
Lineage: Eukaryota; Viridiplantae; Streptophyta; Magnoliopsida; Fabales; Fabaceae
Product: zinc finger CCCH domain-containing protein 22
Exons: 4
Coding region: 104-1591 (495 amino acids)
Molecular function (GO): nucleic acid binding; metal ion binding
Source: RefSeq, a predicted model, not a curated record